GGGAUUUUCGGCUAAAUGCUUCGUAGAAGUCAAUUUCCCGGCCUUGAUGGUCAGUGGCUUGGAGGUCAAAUCCAAUACCACCAAGUUUCGUUUCGAAAUGUCGUCCGACUUAGCCCCGGUUAUUUCGUUCACAUUAAAGGCUGCUCCGUGGGCUCACAGUCCUCAGAUUUCCAUUUCUCCGAACCUUUGUCCUCCACCUUGGGAGCGUCCCUUGACUG
Ambispora leptoticha is the source of this 218-nucleotide messenger RNA. Lineage: Eukaryota; Fungi; Glomeromycota; Glomeromycetes; Archaeosporales; Ambisporaceae. The record is from the annotation of a GenBank genome assembly.